This is a messenger RNA of Poecilia latipinna (sailfin molly), 7734 nucleotides long. RefSeq names its product zinc finger SWIM domain-containing protein 6-like. The transcript is spliced from 14 exons. The record is from RefSeq and is a predicted model, not a curated record. NCBI's taxonomy places the organism in Eukaryota, Metazoa, Chordata, Actinopteri, Cyprinodontiformes, Poeciliidae. Gene Ontology annotation, molecular function: zinc ion binding. Gene Ontology annotation, cellular component: Cul2-RING ubiquitin ligase complex. The coding region runs from base 1149 to 4553 and encodes 1134 amino acids.
AGUAAAUUAGAAUUUUAACAAAAAGUUCAUUUAUUUCAGUAACUCAAUUCACUCAGUGCAAUACAUUAUAAAGAUUAAUUGCAUGCAGACUAAUUUUUCAAACCUUUAUUUAUGUUGCUAAAGAGUUUCAGCUUACAGCUAAUAGAACAAAAUUUAAAAGGAGGAUAUAAAACUAAAAAGUCUAAGAUAGAAGCAAUUUAUUUCAUUCAAAUGCAGUUUUUGACAUAACAAACUCAAUAUCUAAACAUAAUUCCACACGAAAUCCAAGUAAAGGCAAUUUGAAAAAGAUGUUGUGGCCUGUAUUCAAAGUGAACAGGCAGGAAACAGGAAGACAGAAGAGGGGGAAAACAUGCAGUAAAGGUCUCAAGGUUAAAGCAAACCCUGCAUUGAGGACUAAUCGCCUGUUUAUAUGAAGUAUACCAAUCUCUGUCCUCAAAUUUUACAUUUAAAUACAGUUUGCAUCACGCUCUGCAAAGCAUGUUUCCUUUUUCCACAUCUUUAAAUAGUUGAAAAAUUCUGUUUGCUUCUGACCAACUUAUUAUUAUAGUUUGUACAUUUUAUCUAUAUUCUUCUCACUUGCAGUCAUAAUAUAAAUCCUUUUUUUUUUAUUAAUUAUUGGCACUAAAGGGCCUCCACAUUUCCCACAACGAUGUGUAUUUUCUUGAAACGUUUCACAUUCCAGUAGAGCGUAAAUGUCACGGGGCGGUGCUACGUUCACUGGCCCCUCCCCCUUAAACCACGAGGCUCUAGUGUUGACAGGCCGAUAACCGCCUAUAGGCACUCAGCAUCCAGCUGGCUGCCAGACAAAGACUGCUCUCUCGUCCUACCGGCUGAACUAUCGCCAGAAAACGCCUCCUUUUUGACGUUAAUAGCUUCUAAAAGCUUUAUUUUAAAGUGUGUCGAACUAGAUAAAGCGUCCGUUCGGACCUUUUUUCCGCCUUGUAGUGCAGGACAAACCAACCAGACUCCGCCUUCGCUUAAUUUGUCAACAAAGGGGUUUGACAAGCUCGGAAAGCCCUGCCCCCAUGUUUCCAUAAAAGGAUGAUUUGGGUAUACACGGCCAACAAUCAAACCCUUGCUAACCUUUUCUUUUCACCAUCCACUUCAUAUGGUGCGUUGACUUCCUCCGGCGCUGUGAAAGCGGAGCUAUGAUGGCGGAGCGCGUGCAGCAGCCCCCGGCCAAGCGGCUCUGCUGUCGGCCGGGCUUCGGUGCAACAUGUAGGCAAGGCCAGCGGGCCGCUGGGGCUCUGUGCGGCGGCUCGGCUGCCACCCAGGGCGAGUCGAGUCGAACCCAGAGCCCGGAGUCUCUCCUGGACAUCGCGGCGAGAAGAGUCGCGGAGAAGUGGCCGUUUCAGCGGGUGGAGGAGCGCUUCGAGCGGAUCCCGGAGCCCGUUCAGAGACGGAUAGUGUACUGGUCCUUCCCGAGGAGCGAACGGGAAAUCUGCAUGUACUCGUCGUUCAACACCGGCGGCGGGGAGGAGGUCGGAAGUGGCGGCGAGAGCAGCGACGAGACGCGGCUGCCGUUCCGACGCGGCAUCGCUCUACUGGAGAGCGGCUGUGUUGACAACGUACUGCAAGUCGGUUUCCACCUCAGCGGGACGGUCCGGGAACCGGCCACGUCCUCCGAGCCGGAGCUGCUGUGCAACGUCAGCGUCAGCUUCGACCGCUGCAAGAUCACGUCGGUGACAUGCAGCUGCGGCAACAAGGACAUCUUCUACUGUGCCCACGUGGUGGCGCUCUCACUCUACCGGGUACGGAAGCCCGAGCAGGUCAAGCUGCGCCUGCCCAUCUCAGAGACGUUGUUCCAAAUGAACAGGGACCAGCUGCAGAAGUUCGUCCAGUACCUGAUCACGGUGCAUCACACGGACGUGCUGCCGACGGCGCAGAAGCUGGCCGACGAAAUACUGUCGCAGAACUCCGAGAUCAACCAGGUGCAUGGAGCUCCAGAUCCGACGGCGGGGGCGAGCGUGGACGACGAGAACUGUUGGCAUUUGGAUGAGGAACAGGUCCAGGAACAGGUCAAGCUCUUUCUCUCCCAGGGCGGGUACCACGGCUCGGGAAAGCAGCUCAACCUGCUGUUCAGCAAGGUGAGAGAGAUGCUGAGGAUGAGGGACUCCAACGGCGCUCGCAUGUUGACGCUGAUCACAGAGCAGUUCAUGGGCGACCCCCGACUGGCGCUGUGGAGGCAGCAGGGGACCACCAUGACUGACAAGUACAGGCAGCUGUGGGACGAGCUAGGCGCCCUGUGGAUGUGCAUCGUCCUGAACCCGCACUGUAAGCCUGAGCAGAAGUCUUCGUGGCUCCGGCAGCUCCGCAGGUGGAACGGCGUGGACGUGUGUCCCUUGGAGGAUGGUAACCAUGGCAGCGAGCUGAUCAAUCUGACCAACGCUCUGCCCCAGGGGCCUCCUGGCAAUCCAGACGCUCUGACGCGCCCUCACCGGACCGUCUUCACGCGCGCCAUCGAGGCCUGCGACCUGCACUGGCAGGACCCCCACCUGCAGCACAUCAUCACCGAGGACCACUACAACAACUACUGUUACCACGACAACCUCAACGGCUCCCUCUUUGACUCCAGAGGGUGGCCCCUGUGGCACGAAAACGUUCCCACGGCGUGCGCCCGAGUGGACGCCCUGCGGUCACACGGUUACCCCAGAGAGGCGCUGCGGCUGGCCAUCGCCAUCGUCAACACGCUGCGGCGGCAGCAGCAGAAGCAGCUGGAACUUUUCCGCGGCCACAGAAAAGAGCUGCUCCACAGGGGCGUAACAUCCGUCACCAACCUGGAGGGCUGGGUGGGCCACCCUCUGGACCCCAUCGGCACUCUGUUCGCCACCCUCCUGGAGACGGGACAGGGGAGCGACGACGGAGCUACCGCCGACUUCCCAGGCUCCCUGGGCCCCUGCAGGAGGCCGGAGAACCCCGUUUACACGCCGCCGCCACUACCUCUUCUGGAGGAAGGCGAGACGUUUGCGGCGCUGGCUGUGGAGACGGCGCUGAUGGGUCUGGGCCAGCAGAGGGCGAUGCCGGACGGCCUCUACGCCCAGGAGAAGGUGUGUCGCAACGAAGAGCAGCUAUUGGCCAAGCUCCAGGAAGUGAACCUGGACGAGGCGCUGGUGAAGAUCCUCCGGAAGCAGGCCACGCUUCUGCUGGAGGCUGGUCCUUACAGCGGUCUGGGGGAAGUCCUCUACAGAGAGAGCGUCCCCAUGCACACGUUUGCCAAGUAUCUCUUCACCUCCCUGCUACCUCACGACGCCGAGCUGGCGUACAACAUUGCACUGAGGGCCAUGAGGUUGCCGGUCCUCGAGUCCACACCCCCUUCUACUGACUUGUCUCGGCCUCAGCACAUAGUGUCGGUGGUGCCCAAUCGCUACCCUCGCUGGUUCACCCUGAGCCACAUAGAGAGCCAGCAGUGUGAGCUGGCCUCCACCAUGCUCACAGCUGCUAAAGGUGACGCCUGCAAGCUCCACACAGUGUUAGAGUCCAUCCAGAAGAACAUCCACUCUUCCUCUCACAUCUUCAAGCUGGCUCAGGACGCCUUCAAGAUCGCCACGCUGAUGGACAGCCUGCCGGACCUCACGCUGCUCAAGGUCUCCCUGGAGCUGGGCCUCCAGGUGAUGAGGUUGACUCUGUCCACGCUGAACUGGCGGCGGAGAGAGAUGGUGCGCUGGCUCGUCACCUGCGCCACUGAAGUCGGUGUGUUUGCUCUGGACAACAUCAUGCAGAACUGGUUCACACUCUUCACGCCGACGGAGGCGACCAGCGUGGUGGCCAGCACCAUCAUGUCCAACAGCACCAUCGUCCGCCUGCAUCUGGACUGCAACCAGCAGGAAAAACUGGCCAACUCCGCCCGCACCCUGGCGCUACAGUGCGCCAUGAAGGACCCCCAAAACUGUGCCCUGUCCGCCCUGACGCUCUGCGAGAAGGACCACAUUGCCUUCGAGACAGCCUACCAGAUUGUACUGGACGCAGCCGCCACAGGAAUGAACUACACCCAGCUGUUUACAAUAGCACGCUACAUGGAGCACCGCGGCUAUCCCAUGAGGGCGUACAAACUAGCAACGUUAGCCAUGACGCACCUUAACCUCAGUUACAACCAGGACACGCACCCGGCCAUCAACGACGUGCUCUGGGCAUGCGCCCUUAGCCACUCGCUGGGGAAGAAUGAGCUGGCAGCCGUCAUCCCCCUGGUGGUGAAGAGCGUGAAGUGCGCCACCGUGUUGUCGGACAUCUUGAGGCGGUGCACGCUGACGACGCCGGGCAUGGUGGCGCUGCACAGCCGCAGGAACUCUGGGAAGCUGAUGUCUUUGGACAAGGCUCCGCUCAGGCAGCUGUUGGACGCCACCAUCGGGGCCUACAUCAACACAACGCACUCUCGGCUGACGCACAUCAGCCCGCGCCACUACAGCGAGUUCAUCGAGUUCCUCAGCAAGGCCAGGGAGACGUUUCUGAUGGCGCACGACGGACACAUCCAGUUCACGCAGUUCAUAGACAACCUGAAACAGAUCUACAAGGGCAAAAAGAAGCUCAUGAUGCUCGUGCGAGAGAGGUUUGGUUGAAUGACCGAAUUUCGUCCUGGGAAAAUUUUCAUGGGAUUCUUACUGCUCUGAUUCAGGACUCUAGUAUAAGGAACAAGGUCUUGAGGCCAAAAAAAAAAAACUAGGAUGUUAAAAUGUACUGAGCACAAGACGAGACAUUUUGGCAUCGAAACAACCGAAAGUAAUGAAGAUAAAACAGGAAUUUUCAAUCAGUAACAACCUUAAAGCAACACCAAGGGGCAGAUGUAUGAAACUGUGUGUUAAUGGGUAGUAAAAAUAUUACCUUCCUCCUUCCAGGGUAGUUACAAAAUAAUAAAUGACAGUAUAGCUACUUUGUAGCAACUUUCGGCAGUGUUAAACUCAUUAAAGGCAAAGUUUACCUGCCUAAGACUUAGUUUAUGAGUUUUCCUGUAGCGAUCCACGAUAUAUUGGCAAUAACAUUGAUAUCGGCCCAUGUUAGUAAUUUUUGAACAUAUCGGUAUUGGUCCGAUAAUUAAAAGUGGACCGAUGUUAACUGAUGAUUAUUUCCGUCCCGUUUGUGUUUCUGGGAGGAGAGCAGAGGAGGUUAGUCGUGUGGCAUUUGCUUGGUCAUGCGACAGUGAUAAGGAUGCAGCGCAGGAUUAUAGGUAUUUAAGUGAAGCAGAGAAACAAUAUAGGUGACGUGGUAACUUUAACAUGAUGUCGAAAGUGGAGGAAAAUAUUUGUAUUAUAUAUAAGUAUUUUGUAUCGCCCAUGACGGCAGUAUUAAUAUCAGAUAUCGGCUCAUUUUUUUUUUUAAUCAGUGCAUCCCUGUGAUUCCCAUUAAUCUUUGUCAAAACACUGAUGUCACUGGGAUGAGCUAGCACGGGAGCAUGAAUGAAAAUAUUUAAACACCUUGCCAAUACUGAAGACCUCUAACUUUUUUGCCGAGUUUUGUUCAUUGAGGACAAUACGGUUUAAGGGAAAUGCAAGGAAUUAACAUUUUUGUAAGGUCGAAUGUUAUUUAGUUUGGUUUUGAGUGCACCCACUCAACACAAGAGAAUCAGAAUCCCAGUUUAUAAACUGAGAAUAAUUUGUUCUAGCUUUGACUGGAGCUUUGUAAGAAUAAAGCAUCUCAGAGGAGUUUUCUCAGUAGAAAAUUAUGCAAAUUUAGCUUUGUAUAUUCCGGACUUGUCAACAAAAUCAUGAAAAAUACCAGUCUGCCAACCAGUUUGCUAAUUGUGAAGCUAAUUUUUUGGUUUAAUCCUUUAGCAUUUUUUGCUAACUUUGAAAAAGUUUAGCGCACUUAACUUUCCCUUAAUACAUUUUUCUGGUCCAGUUCUAAAGCACCAAUUUAAUUGGCUGUUGUGCAAACUUUAAAGUUUUGAAUAAAGUUUAACAUCUAUGUUGAAGUUUUGGUUAUUAACAUUUAUAUUCAUGCUCUUAUUUUGAAACAAGUGAAGACUGUUUAUACAGCAGGUCUGUUUCCUCUCCUGACAGGUGUUACUAACACCUGGUGUGUAUCAACAUGGUUGAAUUUAUCGCUUAAGUGGAUUAGCAUUGGCUACUGCUAAAUACCAUGUUGGUAUAGUGGAUUAGCAGCAGUGGAACUAAUGUUUUAGGGUUAGCACAACUAACUUUUUAGCUAGCGGUGUCCACCACUGAAAAUUACCAGCCAGCAUCUCCCUGGCGUAAAAAGUGAUGAGCACAUUUAGAUGUAAAAACAUCCAAAUCUAAAUUUGUGGAUUACUCAAUUUCAAUAUUUGACCUAAAACUGAACAAUUUUGAUUCGAUGUUGGUGACAUUUCAACCAUAUGAAAAGGUGUAGAGAUAGCUUUAGUACACACAGCGUUUCUGCAUCUGAUCCCUGGUGUAGACGUGUAAGAAGCUGAAGUUUUUGAAGAAGUAUCAGUGGUACCUGGAUGUUCUGUUCUUUCCCUUUAUGUGAAAGUGAGAGCUGCUGAAACGUCUGCCUUUGCACUCCUCUGACUCCCCUCAUCUAACGGCCUCAAAAAGAGAGGAACGGCUUUAAACCAAAUGGUGCAACUCCAUCUGAAAUGACAGUACCUCUUGUUUAAAAAAAAAAAAUCCAGCUUUACUCCUUUACUUCCCCCCUCCAUGAGGAAAUAAUGAGAAAAUGCCGAAUCGGAGUUCAUCUUGCCGCCUUUUCUCCCCCGCUUCACGGCGCGUCCUACGUUCAGACUGCUCACUUGAACACAUCGGUCGCCAUGGUGUCGACGCUCGCUCGCUCACGCGGAAGCUGUCAAACUACAUUCUCAGGGAUUUCUCUCCAAAAGCAGACAGAAAAAGAGAACAUAAGCAUUUUAUGUGUCCUGUAUAUAUGAAAGCUGAUUAUUGGAAGAAAAAAAACAUGUACAUUAACUAAUUUAUGACAAAAUAUUCUACGUAAGGCACAAUACUUGAAGCUGCAUUACUUUGGAUUUAUUAUUUCUUUUGCUUUGUUUUGUUUCUCGAAAUGACAAGAAAAAAAAGAGAGAAACAUAUCAGUGCGACUUGACGUCGGGCUCGCGUUGCGUCAGAUAUUUGCGACGCGCCGCCCGCUCCGCCGCGCAGACACGGACUGAGCUGCGGGAACGCGGGGCGGGAACAGUUCUCCCGAACACAGAGGCACAUUGAGGAUUUCUGAAGUCAGACAGAGAGAGGCCUGUGGAGGCAAAGCGGCCUCCGCUCGCCUCGGUUCACGCCUCUUCUCUCACCUCGACUUUGUGCUGGACAGAAAGUUGCUCUCUGCGGUGGUUCUCGAUUGUCCCUCUGCUUUCAUUUCUGCGCUUCUUCUCACCUGAACCGCUUUUUUCCCUUUCUCUCUUGUAUCCGCCCCUCACAGGAACAGCCUUGUAUCUCGCCUUGUCUUAAUGCUUUAAACGAACCAAAUGUGGAGUGGUCUGGCAGUACCAAACUGUUUUCCUCGGCCAACGGACUUGUGUUACAGACUGUUUGAUUUGUAGCUGGACUGGCUCGGUGCCGUGUUGCUUUAAGAAGCUCAUCUCAUCUGUUUCCGGUGUCGUCUGUUUUGUAGCGCCUUCGUUUAGAAGCGAAUAUUGUUCCCUUUUUUUUAUUAUUUUUUUUAUUUAUUACGUCAAGUAAAUGAUUGUACGACCAUGUCAACAUGCUCAUGAAUAUGAAGAUUUGAUACACUGAUCAAUUUAUUUAUGUAACUAAAUCACUGUUUUAUAAACUUGUUAAAGAAUCAUUUUGUUUUGAUUAAAUUAGUUUUUUGAGAGGA